Messenger RNA from Paramecium octaurelia, 1128 nucleotides. The record is from the annotation of a GenBank genome assembly. NCBI's taxonomy places the organism in Eukaryota, Ciliophora, Oligohymenophorea, Peniculida, Parameciidae.
AUGAAUUUACUAUUAACUUCAUAACAUAUUACAAAGAAUAACCAGGAUAGGGUUUAAAAUAUCUUUUCAUAUUUAGGAGAAGACUAAAGGAUUAUUCUAUCAGAUUUGAAGGGAGCUUAUUUAUCAUACAUUAUUUUUAAUCCUUUAUAUUGUUUCAACUUAAAAUUGUUUAUUAAUACAUUUACUACUAAUUAAUCGAACACCUAAUAAGACAAUAAUUAUUAUAUAAUAAUAAGAUUGAUCUCACUGAUAAUUAAAGAAUAUAAAAAAUUACAAGUUUAGAAAUUAUAUCAUAACAAUAUAGCUUUAGAACACAUCUUGAUUUUCAAAUUAGAUUUUACUUCAUUUACGAACCUAAAUUUUAAUUAGGUUUAAAUAAAGUUUUAUAAAUUUUAAGACGAUUCACCUUAAAAGAGCGAAGAUCUUUAAUAAAUAUUUUCAUUAAUUUAGCAAAUAUCAGAUAGAAAUCAAAAAGUUUAAAAUGCAUUUAAAUAAAAAAAAUUACUUGAAAAAAAGAAUCUGAAAGAUUUGGAGUAAUUUUUGGAUGAAUAAACGGAGAUUUUGUAAUCUAAUAAGGAAAAACAAUAACUAUUGAUUAAUCCACUACAAUUAGAAUUUAUUGAGAAGGUUUCUUAGACAUUCGAAGAAAAGUUAAAAGAAAUUGAUAAAACAAAUUUUGUUGAGGCUUGGAUUUGGCUCUAUUAUUAUUGUUACUCUUAAGAAUUUGAAAAAAAGGAAAUUUAAUUGAUUUAAAUAAUUAGAAGAUUAAAUAUGAAUAUUGCAAUAUAUCAUGAAGCCUAUUCUUAAUUAUGUAGUGAUAUGAAUUAUGAGACAAGCUAAUUGAAUUCAUUUUAUGAAAGUUAAUUUAGAGGAAAUGCAGGAAAUAAACUAAAAAUUGAAAGAAUUUAGAAUUAAAUUGAAAGGAAGAUGAAAAUAGAUUUUUAAUGUGAAUUUAUUUCAUUCACAAAGACGAAUUUAUAUUAGUUAGAGAAAUAGCAAAUCAGAAAACUUACAGAAGAUAUUAUAAAUAAAAUAUGGAUGUACUUUUAAAAAAAGAUUCAAAAUGAAAUUUUUGUAGUAAUGUAAAAUGAAAUAAUAAAGAUAAUAGAAAAGUAUGCUGAAAUUUGA